AUGGGCGUUGCUAAUGGGAUAGAAUGUCUUUCCAGGCCGGAGCAAAGCGUAGUAAGCCCAAUGUCACUUUUGUUUAAUUCGGGUGUUCUUCCACGAUGGACUUGCCCCAUGGCUUUCUGGAUAGGGCUACGUUCUUAUGCCGGAGGGCCAAGAACAAAACAUAAGAGAUAUUCCCCGUUGGCUUCAAUGCCAACGAGCAAUAACAACAAGAACAGAAAAAAAGGAGCAAAGAGUAAGAAAAUUAAUACGAAAAGCGAUCCUGACCAAGCCUUCAACUUUGGACAGUAUGGUGGGCUGAAAAAAGACGUCGACGUAGAUAUGAAUAGCACCAGUAAACUGAUUCAAAAAAUAUCUAAUUUUGACCAAUUACUUAUAUUGCCAUCUGUGAGAGACGUUGUAAGGAAAAUCAUCUCCAAGGAAUCGUUGAAGUUGCAAGACAACGAAAAAAAAAAAAUCAACGAGAAUAUAACACCGAGCCCCAUACAAACAGUGGCCAUCAAGAAAAUUUCCAAGAAUUUGAUGGACCCUAAAUUACAACUACAUGCCAUCGCCGCAGAGACGGGUUCAGGUAAAACCAUGGCCUAUUUGAUACCUUUGAUAGACUAUUUGAAAAGACAGGAGUUAGAAACCCCGGAAUUGUGGGAAACACUGAGGGACGCAGCCCUGAUUAGGUCCAUCAUAUUGGUGCCUACACACGAAUUGGUUGACCAAGUGUACGAAACUGUAUCUCAGACGAAUGCUUCAUUGGGGUUAAAAUCUUUCAAAUGGGAUAGGACCACCUCGUAUCGCGAUCUACUAGAACACAUCAAAAAUAGAAUGGAUAUCCUAGUCACUACCCCGGCAAAACUACUGAACCUGUUCUCGAUCAGAAUGAUCACUAGGCCGGACAAAAUCCUGUCCAAAGUUGGGUUCGUGGUACUAGAUGAAGCUGAUACGCUUUUAGAUAGAUCAUGGCUCGAAGAAACGCACUCCGCCAUAAAGAAAAUCCCUAACAUCAAUCACCUCAUUUUCUGUUCUGCUACCAUCCCUCAAGAGUUCAACAAGACUAUGCAAAGGCUUUUCCCAACAGUAAUUCCUAUAAUGACGCCAAGACUGCAUAAACUACCGUUUGCUUUGGAUUUCAAAAUUAUAAAUUCUGCAUUGAGUCCCUUCAAGGGGUCUAAAAUCAAGGCACUGGCACAAACUCUUUAUGCCAUUUCCAACGACGACACUGAACCAGGACUUGAAAAAAGAUGCAUUGUUUUCGUCAAUGAAAAAAAAGAUGUUCCCGAAAUAGUUAAUCUCUUGAAUAACAAGUUCGGUCAUAAUGCCGUCGGUCUAACAGGCGAAGAUACGCCUGAAGAAAGGUCUGAAAAGAUCGUGCCCUUUUUAUCAUCACCAAGACCAAUUUCCGAAAUAGCGCCUCAAAGGCCUUCGUCAGGAGCAUCUCUGAAGAGAUUUGAAAUUCCAAAUUCUAAUGUCGUCAUCGGCGAAUUGAAAAGGACAAACUCAGAUGCCACUAUACCCAAAAAUAAGUCCUUGCAUGUACUUGUAACAACAGAUCUCAUGGCAAGAGGCCUUAACUUCAAGGGUGUACGGAACGUUGUUCUCUACGAUGUCCCCAAAACAUCAAUUGAUCUGAUUCAUAGAGUGGGCAGAACUGCUAGAAUGAAACAAGGAGGUCGUGUAUUUAUGUUAACUGACAAUAAGACAAAAUCUUGGGCUAAAGCACUUCCGAAGAUCAUCAAAAAACAUCAAAGGUUAUCAUGA
Messenger RNA from Saccharomyces kudriavzevii IFO 1802, 1749 nucleotides. It is a transcript of the gene MRH4, whose product is annotated as ATP-dependent RNA helicase. Gene Ontology annotation, cellular component: nucleolus. Gene Ontology annotation, molecular function: nucleic acid binding; ATP binding. The transcript has a single exon. NCBI's taxonomy places the organism in Eukaryota, Fungi, Ascomycota, Saccharomycetes, Saccharomycetales, Saccharomycetaceae. The record is from RefSeq and is a predicted model, not a curated record. The coding region runs from base 1 to 1749 and encodes 582 amino acids. Gene Ontology annotation, biological process: maturation of LSU-rRNA from tricistronic rRNA transcript (SSU-rRNA, 5.8S rRNA, LSU-rRNA).